Zingiber officinale is the source of this 1648-nucleotide messenger RNA. RefSeq lists its product as uncharacterized. The coding region runs from base 74 to 1399 and encodes 441 amino acids. The transcript is spliced from 2 exons. The record is from RefSeq and is a predicted model, not a curated record. Lineage: Eukaryota; Viridiplantae; Streptophyta; Magnoliopsida; Zingiberales; Zingiberaceae.
ACCUCGCCCCGAAACGUCCUCUGCUUCUCUCUCUAAACUCCUGCAAUUCCAUGGACGUGGAAGAAGACGCGAUAUGAAUGGCAUGAAGAACGGCGCCGGCGACGCCCACCUCCGCCCUCAAUCAGCGGUUGUUGCAGCCGCAGACGCCGCCUCCACCAAGUGGUUGGACCGGCGACCGGUCCAGGCCUUCAUCGUCGCCGCUCUCCUCCUCCUAGUCGCCCUCGUCGCCUACGCCGGCAGCCCCCCGGCGCUCUUCCUAAUGUCGCCUAAUCCUAUCGGUUCCCUAUCCGGAGUCGGAUCUGGCGGCCGCAACCGAUCAGGUAAGGCGCCGCCAGGGAUCGUGGGGAGUCGGAUUGCGAUCUGCCUCGUGGGCGGCGCCCGGCGGUUCGAGAUCACGGGCCCCUCGAUCAUGAAGCACGUGCUCGAGGAGUUCCCCGACGCGGAGCUAUUCCUCCACAGCCCGCUCGACGGGAACGCGCACAAACUGUCGCUGCUCAAGGCCGCGCCCAGGAUCGCCGCCGUCCGCAUUUUCCGGCCGCAGAAUGUUCCGGCGACUGACGAGGAAGAGAGGGUCCUCACCGCCAGCGGCUCGCCCAACGGGAUUCAGGGAUUGUUGCAGUACUUUAAUCUGGUGGAAGGCUGCCUGCGGAUGAUCAGGCUGCGCGAAUCGCAAGGCAAUUUCACCUACGAUUGGAUCGUGCGCACCCGCGUCGACGGUUACUGGUCCGCCGCCCUCGACGCUGCCGCCGCCUUCAAGCAAGGGACUUACGUGGUUCCGAUUGGCUCCCGGUACGGCGGCCUCAACGACCGCCUCGGCGUCGGGGACCGCGCCGCCUCCGAGGUCGCUCUCUCCCGCCUCUCCCUCAUCCCCCGCCUCUACGCCGCCGGCUACCGGCGGCUCAACUCGGAGUCGGCCUUCCAGGCGCAGCUGGCGGUUGCGAACGUGACGUGGGAGGAGGUACGCGUCCCGUUCUGCGUGGUGAGCGAGCGGCAGUACGAGUACCCGCCGCCGCAUUACGGCGUGCUAGUGGUGUCGAUGGGCAGCGCGGGACCCCUGAGCGGGGCGAAGUGCCGGCCGUGCGAGGCAACUUGCGCCGGUCAGUGCGCAGAGGAGGUGGUGGCGGGGCUCCAUCAGGGGUGGAGCUGGACGGAGUGGAGCAACGGAAGCCUGGAGGUAUGCGACGGCAGCGGCAGGUGGGCAGACGGGUGGGAGAGAAUCUACGACAGGGUCGCGGGGCGGGAGAUGGCGGCGGAGAGGAGGAGGGUCGCGGAAAUGGACGUGGGCGCGUGCGUAGUGAACUUUGAGACUAUGAGAAGGAGGACGGCGAGGUGGGAGGCGCCGCCGGCGAUUGAGGUGUGCAAGAUGGGCCUAUCAAGCAAGACGAACUCCACAUUAUAGAAGAUCUUUUCUGAAGAAAAAUUCAAACUAGAGAUUGAGGAAAGACAUUCUUUUUCCAUCUUAUUGCAUUUAGGAUGAGUUUUGUACAUAUGCUAAGUUUUAAUUAUUUUUUAAAAAAUAAAAAGAAAUGUGUUGAUGAGAUGAUAGAGGAGAGGUUUUGAUCUUUUUAGAUAGGUGGGACUUGUUUGGUGGCCAGUUUCUUCAAGUGAAAGGAAAUCAAUACUUGAAAAGUUAGGCAAAAGGGCAGAG